Molecule: messenger RNA, 210 nt
Organism: Bipolaris zeicola 26-R-13
Lineage: Eukaryota; Fungi; Ascomycota; Dothideomycetes; Pleosporales; Pleosporaceae
Exons: 2
Coding region: 1-210 (69 amino acids)
Molecular function (GO): heme binding; oxidoreductase activity, acting on paired donors, with incorporation or reduction of molecular oxygen; monooxygenase activity
Source: RefSeq, a predicted model, not a curated record
AUGAACAGCAUCCCCGUCGGCAUGUCCGCCUACUUUCAGCACACUGACCAUAAGAUCUUUCCCAACCCCCACGAGUUCAACCCUGACAGGUGGCUCAGCAACGUUGCUCCCGCUAUGAAGAAGAACUACAUUAUCGCUACUAUGGUCUGUCCUGGUGCUGUUGACUUCGAGAUCUUUGAGACUACUGAGUUGGAUCUCAAGCCUACCUAA